AUGGUAAUUGGAAUAAAAGGCAAUCUCGCUUAUUACAACAAAAUAUAAUUAAUUCAUUUAUUUUAUGGAGGAGGAAUAAUAAAUCUUUCGAAAUAUGGAGAUAAUAUUAUUCUUAGAUGCAUGGUGGAUAAUAAGAUCUAUUAUUUGCUCGCAAGAAACGAACAGUACCUCAUGGAAACAAAGCUUUAAUUGGGUAAUUCUUGCACAUUUAACAUGUACAAUUUCCCUUAACACAUGGUGUUCACAGUAUUCCCCAAACUUUUAUACGAAGCACAAAAAAAAUACAAUUCAGACAAGUCCAUUGGAGCCUCUUUUGAUGUUUAGAAACAACUUCUGUACACGAGAAUGGAAACCGAAAAAAAAUAUAAUCAAAAUCUGUUGAAGCAAACCAGAGGGUAAAAAAUAAUGUACGGAGAUACAAUAAUGCUCUAUUAACCAUUGAGUUAAGUCUUUUUACUAAGAGCGGAGAACAAUAAUUCAAAUUCAAAUAUCGGAACAAUUUUGAGUUCUUCAAUGUACUUCACAGUUCAACCUGAUCCCUUGGCGUUAGACAUUAAAUAAGGAUGUCCAGUACACUCUUUCGAUCAAUUCCUUCUAGUUCAAAGUGACACAAUAUUGAAAUUUGACACCUUGCAAGAAAUUUACCGCCUGCCUGAAGUAGUGAAAUCUUAGAAUCUUGAUCACAAUAACGAAUUCCUAACCAUCCCAGCCAUGAUUGAGAAUCAAUACUAAUUCAAGUUUUACAAGGCUCAAUACAAGCAAUUCACAACUGAUUCAAAAGAGUCCAUCAGCCACAACACUCUUCAAGCAAUUGUAUUGAAAUAAGACAAAGACAAAAAUCAUUUGUUCUACGGUCAGUAUGUACGCAUAGUGCACAUGCAAUAGAAGAUAAAAAAAGAGAGGUAGGAAUCAAGGAGAAGAUCAAUCAAAAUUGAGGAAGCUUAAGAAAACCAAAUUAAUAAAGGUUACUUGACAUCAUCGAUUAAUGCAGUUGGAUGCUACCCCUCAGUUUAUCUAUAGAUUAACGACAUCUAGAAUUCUGAUUCAAUCGAAAGGGCAGCAUCUAUCUUCUAGAUCUUGCCAGAAAAUGACCAAAAGUAUAGUGAUGAAGUUUAAUUUACUGUUGGAAAUAAACCCAAUUUGGUAGGUUACACUACUUUCCUGCUUAGACACAUGUUAACAGGGGAAUUCCUAAGAGUCAAUCCUUUCGAUAAUAAGCUGUAAUUAUCUAAAGAUGUUAUCAAUAAGUAUCGAUAAAUCAAUACUACGUCAUCAAAAAAACUAGAGACCACAAGAUAAAAUGAACCAAAGUCUACUGUGUAAAAGAAUCUGCCAGGCAUCAAAUUAUAUAGAAAUCUAAUUACUCAAUCAAAUAACACCAAUUAAAAUAAUAUUAAUAAUAUUCAAACUCAAUAGGACGAGCGCAUUGCAACUCAAUACUAAUAAACUUAAGGAAAUAUAGAAGAACUUGAAUAAGGUUCAUGUAUGUCUGACCAUCAAUUGCUAUUUGUAACUAAAUUGGGCAAUAAUCCUAUAUUCUAUAAAGAUUAGUUGCCUUUUACAAAUGAUACAACAUUCAAUAUUGCUACAAAAGAUGGAAAAUGUCCAAUUGAAGUUGACAAUUAAGAAGAGGGUGGGUAUUAAGUUAAGUUAAUAACCAAGUUAGGAAUGUUUAAUCAAUAUGGAGAGGAUAACUUGGAGUAAACUCUGUAUAGAUAAUUGCACGAUGAGUGGAUUACUUUGAUCCCUGAUUUAGAUUCAUUCAUAAAAAAGAAUAAAUAUCAAUUAUCAUCAUAAGAAAAAGAAGUUCUUGAGUUCAUUGAAGGUGAAAAGAAGAGUCAAGCAAAAAACAAAGUUGAUAUGAGACAUUAUAAAUCUGAUGAUGAAACCUUUAAACCUACUUUUAUUAAUUUGAAUCCUCUCAAUACUAAAUACUUGGAUGUAUUAGCAAAUGAGGACUUUUCAGGUUCCAAUUUUAAAUUUGAAGUUGUAGACUAAAGUGAAAUAGAAGAAUUGAGUGAAGUCUUAGAUCUAAUGUUCCCACUCACAGUCUUAGCUAAAAACUCAAUCCAACUAUCAACUUUAAAAUUCAAAUUCAGCAAUCUUAAAUUCAAGGACUCCAAAGAAUCCAAAGAUCUAGCUUCCCAAUUUCUCAGGUGUCAAGCCUAAGCCGUUCAAAAUGUCAAUUAGGCAGUCAAGUCACUGUUCAAAAUUAUGUUAUGGUUAACUGCCUCUCAAGAAGCUUUGGCUUAAGAAAAUUUAAUCUCUGAACCUUUGGUAAGAAGAUAGUGUAUUGCCAGAGAAAUCGGUUGCAUAGACUAUGUAAAUAAGAUAAUCUAUGAGUUAAAUAUCAAUGGGCUAUUAUAUGAAGAUAAAGAUUCAAUCAAGUAGGAUGAGGAGAUGUUUCAAUAGGAUAUCAAUCAACUAAUUGAUUUGCUUUCCUCGUUUUUAUAAUUGGUUUGUAAGAAUUCAAAUGAUAACUCCUUAUACGUCGUCUAAUGGUAUUGUCUCUAUAAGCACAUACUGUUGAGAGGAUAAGUAAACGAUUUGAUGAGACUAGACAUCUUGAUUACUUAAUUGUUCUAAUAGUCAGACGUUAUGGUUUCGUUUGAAUUUGAAGUCACUCAAUUAUCGAAGGAAACCAAAUCUACAAACUACAACAAACAUGCUUUUAAUUUAUUAAUUGCCUUUUGUCUUUUCACUGAGUUUAGAAAGAAGGAGGGCAUCGAAGGAAUAAUUGAUCAUAUCUUCAAGCAAAAUAAGGAUUCCAUAUUUGCAUAGCUCAUAUUUGAUGGCAAUAUUCAAUUGAUUUUGAGGGAAAAGAUCUAGGACUUUUAGAAAACCAUAAGACAAUCUAUGGAUUCAGGUCUUCCCAUUUCAAGUCCAAUCAUGAUAGAGGGCUUGAAUUUUUCGAACAGACUAGCAUUGCACGAUUACAUCAUUUCUUGUGUGAGGUUGGCUUCAGAAAUUUCUAAGUCCUCCCCUGCUUUGACUCUAAAGGAAAUCAAGCACUUAUUUCCCUUCUAUACCGUAGCCAAGAUAAUCCAAGAUAAUAGCAUUUCAUCGUUAACCAAAUCGUACUUUUUGGAGUUAUUCCAGAAUUCCUAUAUGGCUAAACACUUAAAUCCUUUGCCAAGAGCCUAAUUCCCUUAGUAUUUAAAAAUGGUUGUCAAAUAGAACAAAGGGAAAGGAUUCUUAUCAAUGUUUAAAAAAGAAGAGUACGACAUCAUUCUCUAUACAUUUGCAUAGAAGAAGAUUGCUGAUGUCUAUUAAAAGGUGGCCAAAAAAUAUUUGGUGGAAACUGAUACAACUGUUGAUUUUUGGUUAUUUUUAUCAGAUUUCAUCACAAACUUUUGGAAAAGCAAAUCCAUAUAUGAAAUUAAAGGCACUGAUCACAUUUAUAUUAAAUAAUUGAUUUUAACAUUCACAGAGUUCUUAAAAAAAGGAUUAUUCAUUGAAUAUCUUAGCAAUGCUCACAAUUUUUAUAACAUGUACCAUAAAUUCAUUGAAUUCCUGAAGAAUUCUGUCGUUUCAGCUACUCUAGAGGAGAAAUACAUCAAACAUUAGUUGUAGGACAACAAAAAAUCAAAGGAGCAGAAACCUUUAGAAGUGAAGGAUUAUUUGUUUGAGAGUUCAGUGGCAUAAAGGGCAGUGUCUAGAACGACUUAUGCAAAGAGUAUGAUAUGGCUUGAUGAGUUAAUUGAGAUUCUAAUUCUGUUAGAACAAUUUCAGCAAUCGAGAAUGGCAGACCAAUUUAUUAUCACAGAUGACAACUAAACAAUGUUUGAUGAUCUCCAAUACUUAUAGAAGUUUGCCAAGGAUAAAAAGUAUGCAGAUGUAGUUUAAAGGUUGAGAUAAGCCAAACGAGCAAGUUAUCAUACAAGAGGAUAGCAAUCACAAAGUCAACUCAAUCAAAAGGAUAUAUUCACAACUCAAGAGUUGACAACAAUAUUGAGAGAGUGUUCUUAUGCUCGUAAGACUGUGAUCUUAGAAUAUUUAGGAGGUAUAAAAUAAACUGAUAUAUCGUUGGUUUACUUUUUGAUUGAAUUGCUUACAUUAAAUUAAAUAAGACUAUCAGCCAAAGUGACUGAAUUAUUGUGGCUGAUUUAUUCAUCAAGAAGUAACUUUCUUUAAACAUUGAACUAAACUAUCUUGAUUGAGGCAUUUGAUCAAGGAGAGUUACAAUUAUAAGUAAAUUAGAACAUAUUUACAGACUUUUCAAAUAUUUAUUGGAAAUUGCAUUUUGCAAUUAUAGACUUGAAAGAAUCCUUGGAGAAAGACUCUAACAAACAUUAUGAAACAAUUAAUGAUGCCUUAUCAGACAUGUUAGUGAUAUUCUUCCCUGAUUAUGCUGCUAAAUCUGAUAUGUAAAUGUUCAUGGAGAUUAAUUAAUUGGAGAAUGAGGAGAAACAUUACUAGGCACAAGAAGAGAAGAUGGUUAAGAGCAAAAUAAAAUAAGAGGUGGCUGUCAUAGAAUAGUUUGUAUCAAGGGCAGAACUUGAUCUAAUUGACGUCUCAGCACAAAGUCCAAUGAGGGAUUAAUAAAAUGAAUAAUUAUAAUCACUGAAAUCGGCCACAAUCGAUUAGUAAUAAAAGUAUGUUUGGAAAAUCAAUAACUCUCUAUCAAUUGAUGUGUUGACCAUCUAUUAUAGAUAAAAGUUAUUGAGAUACCUGGGAUUUCAUGAUUUGAUGUAUAAAUUGAUUGAAAACCUAAUAUAAGAAACAAGCACUCUAUUUAGAGAGAAGGAUGUCCUUGUAAGCAAUGCAAAUAAGAAAGGAUGGGAGAUUAAGAGCGACAUCUUAGAAAAGAGUAUUCUAUUCUUGAUUUAUUUUGUAAUACGAAAUGAAGAAAACCAAGAGAUGAUACUCAAUUUAAGUAAGAGGAAGGAUUCCUUUCUACAUGAAAUGUCUAAUGUAAAGAGAAAGCAAUUGUAGACUUUAAUUUAUAUUUUGUUUGCUGAACUGUUUAGAGACAAUUACAACAUAUUAUUCUCAUUAGAUAAGUACAACGACGAAAAUUCAAUAUUGGCGAAAUUGUUCGGUAUUUUUGGUAACAACUUUGCAAGUAAAAAUUAUGAAGCAGCAAUCUAUUUCCUUUAAUUUUUAUAAAUCCUAUUGAAAGUAAAAGAGAGUGAAGUUGUGUAAAACUAUUCAGUAAUUAUACAAUUGUUUUAAUCAACUAAACAAUUGGCCACAUUUGCCAAAGAUAUUGCAACUCUGAUCCACACUAUUUAUCUCUUAAGAUUGGAGCAAUUCUUUACUGGCAGCCAUGCACCUCUGCCUCAAACACCCAAUAAUUAAUAAAGGCAUGCAUAAUUUAAUGGAUUCAUUGAAAUGCCUUUAGAGGUGCUAUUCAUGACAGAACUACUAAGAUUAAUGAGAAUUAUCUGUUCCAAGAGAUCAGUUCUCGUUAAUGAAUUCGUCAAUAAACUCUUUCCAGUUACAAGAGUGGCUGAAAUGUUGAAGUAAUUGGACGAAUGGUACCCUUUGAAAUCAGAACUAAUCCUCUAUUUUUAGAGUGUGUUUCUGGAUAAUUUACAAUUCUUAACCUUUGAAGAGAAACAAGAAGUUGUUAAAACCAUUACUGAAGUGAUAUUCAAAUAAAUGACAUUGAGUUUUAUUGAGAAUUAGAAUCUUAAGAAAAUGGCAAAUGCAAAAUUAGUAAAUAACAUAGUAUUCAAUAUCUUUGGAAUAAGAAAUUAGUACACUAGUUAAGAGUUCAUUAUGUCAAUAUCCCACGAGAAAGCAAGCUUUAUCUAUGUGAUUUUUGGAGUCUUGGAAGUGACUGAAAACUUUGUGAAGAAGGUGUUUCCUAAAUUUUUUUAGAGUGAUGAACAAGAACACUUUGAAGAUGUUUAAAAUGAAAUUAUUUUCAUGGCAUAAACCAUAAGUGAAACAGUUCAAAAAGUAAAAGAGUACAUUAAUGAUGUACCUAAUGGAGGCACAGGUGGGAAAAUGAAAAAUUCGAAUUAUAAGAGAAGAAGUGGGUAAAAAACAACUAAAUUGUUUAAUCUAACACAUAAAUUGCUAUCUAGUAACUAGGAUGAAUAGAAUCAGGAAUUGAGCAUUCUGGCUAAAGAAGAUAAUGAAAUUGAUAAGAUCAAUAUAAUUAUGAUAGUUAAAACAAUAGACUCGGUCAAGCUCUCAGAAGUUUCCUUUUAAUUGUAAAGGAAUGAUAUGCAAUAAGCAGAAUAAGGAAUUCUAAAUAAAUGGAUAAAUUCCAUUAAAUCCUAGAGAACCAAACUAGUAGAUGAACAUCUUGUGGCUUCAGAGAGAGAAAAUGAAAUUUAAUAGUUAGUUAAUUUAAUUAUUACUUUAAAACGAGAUGAUACCACCAAAUUUAAGAGAAUGGUAACUGCCCUUAUUUAAAUGUUAUCUGAAACCUCAGUAUCUCCCUCUAUCAAGUUGAAAUCUAUCAAUAUAGUAAGAAAACUAUCUAAUUAUAAAGAAGACUUUCAAGUAACCAAGUCGAUACUUAAGGAUUUGGGUGAACUUGGAUUCACAGAUUUUCUAUGCGAUUUAAUCAAACAAGAGGUUGAUUCUGAAUAAAAGCUCGAAUACAUUAAGGCCUUUGUGGAUUACAUUGAUGAUUCAUCGAGAGAAAUUUAGAACUCCUUUUUAUUGUAUCUACAAAGGGAUGUUCAGAACACCUUUAUAAGAAAUUUGUAAAACUUCAUAACAGACAUGUUCUAAGAUGUCAGAAUGGCAGAGAUAUCUAGAAUAGAGAGGAAUAAUAAGAAUAUAAAUAAGAUAUUGAAUAAUAAGAUCAAUGGUUGCAUUUUGAUAUUUGAAAUGUUUCGUCUAGGUUGUGAAGAUCAUUUUAGUGACAUGUAAAACUUUUUGAGGAUUCAACCUAAUAGUAAAUAACCAAUCAACUUUAUUAUGUUUACAGCUGAAUUAUUCGAGAAAUACGUUGAAAAAAUGAAUGAACAUAACGCAGCUCUAGGUUAAAAAAUACUAGAUUUUUUAAUUGAAUGCGUUUAGGGUCCUUGUCUCGAGAACUAGACUGAAUUAUGUUAAUCUACUAAGAUUUUGGAGGUUCUCGAAUAAAUUAUCAUUCAAUAAAGAGUUGAUAAUGAUAAGUUUUAAAGAAGAGAUAUCGUAUUUUCAAGUUUGAGAAGUAAGGUGUUCUUACUUUAAUUAUCCUUAAUGGAAGGUAAUAGUGAUUAAGAAAUUGCAAAUAAGAUAUCUCAAUAUUUCAAUCCUCAGAUACUCUUCGAGAGAAUAUAAUUAGUUUACUGGAAGAUUAUCAAAAAGAUAAGAAAUACAUAAAUGCAAAUAAAUUUAGAGUUGAAAGUGUUGGAUAGAGUGAAAACGGAAGCUGAAGAAUCUGUAAAUCUGCACGGAAUCAUACAGACCAAGGAUACUAAGGAGACUUUACCUAAUUAAAAUUUAUUCAUGGAGUUCUUCUCGGAGAACUUUAAUAGUUCUCGUGGUCCAUCACAUCUCAGAGAGUCAUAACAAACUUAAGUAAAUGCUAUACAGGAAGAGGAGAUGGAAGAAAUGGUUGGUGAAACCUUUAUGAUGUAUCUAUUACUCAAGAAACUCAGCAAUUACAUUCCCCAAAUCAAAAACUUAACUGAUGGCGAAAACAAUCCCAAAUUGAGAAGAGCUCUGAAUUACUACAAAAAUGAGACUGCCUCCAUUGAAAUUGUGAAUAUGAAUGGCAAAUUAGAGAAAAUAUACUUUUAGGUUCCCACUCUGAUGAAAUAUUUGACAGAAGAAACCAAACACUAAUUCAUGGAAGAAGUAGAAAGAGAUUCUAUCAAUGAUAAGAUCAAUGGCUUGCUAGAUAACAUGGAUAACUUUUAUAUGGAAAUGGUGCAUUUUAUGAAGUUACGAAAAAUCGGAAUCAGAUUUAACAAUAAUUUUAUUGUUUAUCUGAGAAAUGUCUGCAUUAUUUUGGCUCUCCUCUUGAACAUCCUAAUUACAAUAAAUGACACUGAAGAAAAGCUGGCAAACCUUGCCAAAGCCAUAGCUAUUGUGAAUUGCAUUUUGUAUGGAUUGAUUAUGCUCACCUGGGUAUUUAUCAGAAUGCAAUUGGAGUACGAUCGAAUCUAUAAAUAGGUGUCAGAUUUGAUCCAAUUAAAUUACAAUAAGAAAUCGAAUCAAGGAUAGACUUAAUAGGUCAAUCCAAAAACAGUCAUUUAUCCUUUCCAAAUUACAUUAUUGCAAGCAUUCUUAAUUAUAAAACGAAUGUUAUUUAGUAGUUACACCUUUUAUUGGUUCUUAUUGCUGGUCAUCAAUUUGUUGGGUUUGCUGUAUAAUAAAUUAUUUUAUGGGUUUCUACUGUUGGAUAUCAUAGAUCAUUCGCAAGUGUUAAGAAAUGUCAUCAAAAGUAUUUCACUCAAUUACAAACAACUUUUGAUGACAGCCUUAUUGGGAGUCUUAAUCAUGUAUUUGUACUCUUUGGUCGCAUACUAAAGCACUGAUUUUAAAUAAUAAUUGAAAGAUGGCAAUGAUAAUAAUGGAGAUGAUGAAGUUACUGAUCCUUUAGAUUAGACGGUCUGUUACUCUGCAUUUUAAUGUCUUGUGUAUGUAAUUCACUAAGGUUUACGAGCAGGUGGAGGAAUAGGAGAUGCUCUUGAAGCACCUCCGACUCAUUCAAACUUAAACUAUUAUUCAUAGAGAGUUCUUUAUGAUGUGACUUUUUUCAUUCUCAUUAAUAUCAUUUGGCUGAAUAUCAUCUUUGGUAUUAUUAUUGAUACCUUUGCUGAAUUGAGAGAUUAGAAGAAUCAAAAAGAUUUCGAUUCUCAGAACAGAUGUUAUAUUUGCGACUUAACAAGAACAGUAUUUGAAAAAGAAGGUAUAUCUUUCGACAAUCACGUUCAAAAAUAUCAUAACCCUUGGAAUUAUCUGGCUUAUUUGCUAUACUUAAAAGUGAAGCAGAAAACCGAGCAUACAGGCACAGAAUCAUAUGUCUAUAGUAAAUUCCUGCAAAAUGAUAUAAGUUGGUUGCCCAUUUAAAAGGCACUUGAUUUAGAAUUAAUUGCAGAACAAUAGUAAAAAUAAACAAUUAAUAUCAACAUCGAAGAACACAACUAAAAAUCGCUACAUUGA
This is a messenger RNA of Paramecium tetraurelia, 9060 nucleotides long. RefSeq lists its product as uncharacterized. Gene Ontology annotation, biological process: transmembrane transport; calcium ion transport. Gene Ontology annotation, cellular component: membrane. The record is from RefSeq and is a predicted model, not a curated record. The transcript has 3 exons. Gene Ontology annotation, molecular function: monoatomic ion channel activity. Lineage: Eukaryota; Ciliophora; Oligohymenophorea; Peniculida; Parameciidae.